AUGUUGUCUAGAUCAUUCACACGUAUCUCAAGAGUAUGUCCCAGUUUUUUUUCCAGCUCCAGCAGCACCCAAACCCCUCCCCCCGGAGGGGGGAGGGGAAACAAGUGAGUUAUUGAAUUUUGGUGGUUGUUUUUUUUUUCCGAAGAAAAAAAAAAAAAGAACUUGUUGCCAGAUCUCCCAGAUCAGAGUAAAUAGCGCAAGUCAUUCAACUAAGGAGGUCAAUUGAGUUGGACGAACUUGUCCAUGUGGCCAUUGGGGACCAUUGGGAAGGCCUUGGGGAGAGAUGGAUCGAGGGGAUGCGUCUGUUUUGGUGGUAAUUGACAAAUGUCCGACAUACACCAGGCACACGUUUUUUUUUUCUCCCGCAGUUAAUGCCGACCGAAGCCUCCUUCUUUUUUUCCCUCCCCUUUUCGGUACUUCCAUUAUCACUGCCACUUGUCCAUAAUGCCGGCCAAUCUGUACUGUGAGAGACAGAGGUCAAGUUUGUUUUUUUUGGCAACACCAGUUGUUCAAUAUCCAAUGGCUCCAUCCAGGUUUAGGUAUAUCCCAUAUCUAUCUAUAUACAUACGUGAGUACUAACAGAACUUUUUCCUUCUUUUUUUUUUGUUUUUGUCUAGUCUGUUUCUCAACAAAAGAGAUUCUUAUCAUUGCAUGAAUACCGUUCAGCAGCCUUGUUGAGCGAAUAUGGUGUUCCCAUUCCAAGGGGUUUCCCAGCCACCACAGCUGAGGGUGCCUUUGAUGCUGCCAAGAAGUUGGGAACUAACGAGCUAGUCAUUAAGGCGCAGGCUUUAACUGGUGGCCGUGGUAAAGGCCACUUUGACUCGGGCUUGCAAGGUGGAGUCAAGUUGAUCUCGUCGGCGGAGGAAGCCAAGGACUUGGCCGGCCAGAUGUUGAACCACAAGUUGAUCACCAAGCAAACCGGUGCGGCCGGUAAGGAAGUUACUGCUGUCUACAUUGUUGAGAGAAGAGACGCAGACAAGGAAGCUUAUGUUGCCAUUUUGAUGGACAGAGCUACUCAGACCCCCAUGAUUGUUGCUUCGUCGCAAGGUGGUAUGGACAUUGAAGGUGUCGCCGAGAAAGACCCCGAUGCAAUCAAGACUUUCCCAGUGCCCUUGGAUGCCGACUUGAGCCUCGACAAGGCCACCGAGGUUGCCUCCGUGUUGGGAUUCUCCAAGGAUGCCGUGCCCGAAGCUGCCAAGACCAUCCAGGCUUUGUUCAAAUGCUUUAUCGAGCGUGACUGUACCCAGGUUGAGAUCAACCCUUUGUCCGAAACCCCCGACCACAAGGUGUUGGCCAUGGAUGCCAAGUUGGGCUUUGACGACAAUGCCUCCUUCCGUCAAGAAGAAGUUUACUCAUGGAGAGACCCAACUCAAGAGGACCCAAAGGAAGCGGAAGCGGCCAAGUAUGGAUUGAACUUUAUCAAGUUAGACGGAAACAUUGCCAACAUUGUCAACGGUGCCGGUUUGGCCAUGGCCACCAUGGACAUCAUCAAGUUGUACGGGGGUGAGCCUGCCAACUUUUUGGAUUGCGGUGGUGGUGCUACUCCAGAAACCAUCGAAAAGGCGUUUGAUUUGAUCUUGUCCGACCCAAAAGUCAACGGUAUCUUUGUCAACAUUUUCGGUGGUAUUGUUAGAUGCGACUAUGUUGCCACGGGAUUGAUCGCCGCUACAAAGAACUUCCAAUUGGAUAUCCCAGUCGUGGUUAGAUUACAAGGUACAAACAUGGCUGAAGCUAAGGAAUUGAUCAACAAUUCCGGCUUGAAGUUGUUUGCUUUUGAAGAUUUGGACCCAGCCGCUGAAAAAAUCGUUGAAUUGUGCCCACCUGUCAAAGCUUAG
Lodderomyces beijingensis is the source of this 1835-nucleotide messenger RNA. The record is from the annotation of a GenBank genome assembly. Lineage: Eukaryota; Fungi; Ascomycota; Pichiomycetes; Serinales; Debaryomycetaceae.